Molecule: messenger RNA, 800 nt
Organism: Andrographis paniculata
Lineage: Eukaryota; Viridiplantae; Streptophyta; Magnoliopsida; Lamiales; Acanthaceae
Product: 26.5 kDa heat shock protein, mitochondrial
Exons: 2
Coding region: 9-665 (218 amino acids)
Biological process (GO): response to heat
Source: RefSeq, a predicted model, not a curated record
GUUUUACCAUGGCGUUAGUUCGUUUGGCGCUCAGGAAUUUGCAGCAGAAACCGUCUCCUGUUUGUUUGCAGACUCGCAUCAAUAGUUUGGGGAAUCAGGUAUGGCGAUUCUCGUCGGCGGCGGAGGAGAAGCCUGCGGACGCCGCCGGCGAGGUGGCGGUGGCUGACGGCGGUAAGAAAUCGAAGCUCGCCUCGAGGAGGAGAGGCAGGCGAAGCCUCUGGCGGAACAAUAAUCGAGAAAUCGUACCUGCACUUUGGGAAUUCUUCCCCUCCGGACUCGGAAACGCUCUGAUCCAAGCGACGGAGAAUCUAAACCGAGUGAUGCAGAAUUUCUCGUCGCGAUUUCUGGGCGGUCAGGCGAAGGAGGACGACGACUGCUACAAGCUCCGGUACCAAGUGCCAGGGCUGGGAAAGGAGGACGUGAAGAUAACGGUGGAGGAUGGAGUUCUGUGCAUACGAGGAGAGCACAAAGAGGAGGAGGAAGCGUCGGACGACGAGCACUGGGCGGCGGCGAGCAGCUACGGGUACUACAACGCCAGCGUAGUGCUGCCGGAAGAUGCCAAGGCGGAGGAGAUCACGGCGGAGAUUAAGGACGGCGUGCUGAGCAUUGUUAUACCCAAGAGUCAAUCUGCGAAGAAGGAUGUAAAGGAAAUCCGAGUCCACUGAGUCGACUCGUUCUGAACUCGUUUCCGCCAUUUGUGUUCCCUUGUUGAUUUCUUCAGUUGCAGAGUAUGUGCGUAUGAAUAAUGUAUAUCCGUACGACCGUUCGUAACAGUAUAUGUACUUUUAAUUGGGCCUGGU